AUGUUGAGACUUUCCACAUUAUCGAAAAGGCUGUUUUCAAGAUCUGCUGUGUGUCUUGCAAACAAUGGUAAACCACAAAAUCCACCAAUAGAUACAACCAUCGAAUUAAAAAUCUCGCCUAUUGUUCGUACUGGGGAAACUGCCGAUAUCAAGCGAGCAAGAUUGGUUUAUCAAUCACGUAAGAGAGGGAUACUAGAAAGUGAUUUAUUAUUGAGUAGAUUUGCUAAAAAAUAUCUCAAGAAUAUGACACAUGAAGAGAUGGACGAGUAUGACAGGUUGUUAGAUGAAGCUGAUUGGGAUAUCUAUUAUUGGGCCACAAAAAACUAUGAUGUGACACCGUUGCCUAACAAGUGGAAAGAUUCAAAGAUCUUGAAGUUGUUGCAGGAAGAAGCUGAGAACAAGGAACGUGUGAUUUUGAGAAUGCCCGAAUUAGACGAAAGCGACUUUCUUAAGCCCAAGAACUAA
This is a messenger RNA of Lodderomyces margitis, 465 nucleotides long. Its product is annotated as succinate dehydrogenase assembly factor. Gene Ontology annotation, biological process: mitochondrial electron transport, succinate to ubiquinone; mitochondrial respiratory chain complex II assembly; tricarboxylic acid cycle. The coding region runs from base 1 to 465 and encodes 154 amino acids. The transcript has a single exon. Gene Ontology annotation, cellular component: mitochondrion. NCBI's taxonomy places the organism in Eukaryota, Fungi, Ascomycota, Pichiomycetes, Serinales, Debaryomycetaceae. The record is from RefSeq and is a predicted model, not a curated record.